Cercospora beticola is the source of this 630-nucleotide messenger RNA. RefSeq lists its product as uncharacterized. The record is from RefSeq and is a predicted model, not a curated record. Lineage: Eukaryota; Fungi; Ascomycota; Dothideomycetes; Mycosphaerellales; Mycosphaerellaceae.
AUGCCCGUCAUCCCACUGUCCACCACCGACGCUCGCUUUCCUCCACAGAUACGCGACGCCGCGUACACCUACGCGCGCACCGUCAUCCAGGCCGUGGACCACGUCAAACGCUCGCUGCGGACCCGACAAAACGCCAAUGGCGUUGUGAUUGCCAUACCCGCCCAAUAUGAGGGCCUCAACUCCGGCCCAGCGCCCGGUGCCGUCGCCGGCAUUGUCCUCGGCAGCGUGGCCGGCUUUCUCCUCUUAAUCUGGCUGCUAUGGGUGGCCAGCAGUGGCUCCGGCUUCAUUCGCGCAACGACACUAAACGAAGAAGAUGUGGUGGUCCGACGGAGGAGUCGAAGCAGAGGAACGAGACGAAGUCGGCGCACCGAGAUGACCAGCAGAUCGCCGAGGAGGGAACGAGUGAUCCGACAGGAGCGGAUAGUGCGCGACAUCCCGCCUCCCCGAGAGCCGAGUCGCAUGAGAGAGACUGUCAUUGUGGACGAGGGCCUCAUGCCAGAGCGAAGAGUCGAAGGCGACGAUAUCGUGGAGGUUAUCGAAGAGCAUUCGAGCAUCGGUGUGCCGCCUCCCAGGCGGAAGACCAGACGAGGCAGUCAAGGCUACAGGCGAGGAGAUUAUUCCGACAUCUAG